Carya illinoinensis is the source of this 1498-nucleotide messenger RNA. Its product is annotated as glyceraldehyde-3-phosphate dehydrogenase A, chloroplastic-like. Lineage: Eukaryota; Viridiplantae; Streptophyta; Magnoliopsida; Fagales; Juglandaceae. The transcript has 5 exons. Gene Ontology annotation, molecular function: glyceraldehyde-3-phosphate dehydrogenase (NAD+) (phosphorylating) activity; NAD binding; NADP binding. The coding region runs from base 150 to 1361 and encodes 403 amino acids. Gene Ontology annotation, biological process: glucose metabolic process. Gene Ontology annotation, cellular component: chloroplast; apoplast. The record is from RefSeq and is a predicted model, not a curated record.
GCUAUGGAACCACAGCCAUAAGUUGAACGAGAGGCUAUCAAGAAUCUCAUCCUCUCCAUAUUAUCUACCCUCCACCUCCCUCUUUUGAACUCACAUUGGCCACUAGAGCUGCUGCUGCAACUGUUGCUGAGGUUGUAAAGUAAACAACCAUGGCUUCUGCUACUCUCUCUGUGCCUAAGCCAUCUCUCAAGGUCACGGGUCAGGGAUUCUCCGAAUUCGCUGGCCUUCGCAGUUCAGUAGCUUCUCUUCCCUUUGCUAGGAAAACGUCCGAAGACUUGCUCUCUGUUAUUGCCUUCCAGACCUCUGCUGUCGGCAGGAGCGGUGGUUACAGGAAGGGUGUGGUGGAGGCCAAACUGAAGGUAGCGAUCAAUGGGUUUGGGAGAAUCGGAAGGAACUUCUUGAGGUGUUGGCAUGGCAGGAAGGACUCCCCGCUGGACGUCAUUGCCAUCAACGACACUGGCGGUGUCAAGCAAGCUUCCCAUCUUCUCAAGUACGACUCCACCCUCGGUAUCUUCGACGCUGACGUGAAGCCCGUAGGCGAUACUGCCAUCUCAGUUGAUGGGAAGGUCAUCAAAGUUGUCUCCAGCCGCAACCCCGUCAACCUUCCCUGGAAGGACUUGGAGAUAGACCUGGUGAUAGAAGGGACAGGAGUGUUUGUGGACAGGGAUGGUGCGGGAAAGCACAUAGAGGCAGGGGCGAAGAAGGUGCUCAUCACUGCUCCUGGGAAAGGUGAUAUACCAACAUACGUGGUCGGCGUUAAUGCCGACGCUUACAACCCAGACGAGCCCAUCAUCAGCAAUGCCUCUUGUACCACUAAUUGCCUUGCCCCCUUUGUCAAGGUCCUCGACCAGAAAUUCGGCAUCAUUAAGGGUACCAUGACGACCACCCACUCCUACACUGGAGACCAGAGGCUUCUUGAUGCAAGCCACCGCGACCUUCGCCGAGCACGAGCUGCGGCUCUCAACAUAGUCCCAACUUCUACAGGUGCUGCAAAAGCUGUGGCCCUUGUUCUUCCUAGCCUGAAAGGGAAGCUGAAUGGCAUUGCUCUCCGUGUGCCCACACCUAAUGUCUCAGUUGUGGACCUUGUUGUUCAAGUGUCAAAGAAGACAUUUGCAGAGGAGGUAAAUGCAGCUUUCAGGGAUACUGCUGAAAACGAACUCAAGGGUAUCCUAUCUGUGUGUGAUGAGCCUCUUGUCUCAGUGGACUUUAGGUGCAGUGACGUGUCAUCAACUGUUGACUCUUCACUAACUAUGGUUAUGGGAGAUGACAUGGUUAAGGUGAUUGCUUGGUAUGACAAUGAAUGGGGUUAUUCACAGAGGGUAGUUGAUCUCGCUGAUAUUGUUGCCAACAACUGGAAAUGACCUCCAAUUUCCUGCUGUUUAUGAACUUCUCUCCCAGUUUUCUUGUAAAUUUCUGAUUUUGAAGAUAUGUAAUCAGUUGUGAUCGAACCUUUUGUCUUUUUUGUUUUUUAUUCGAUGAGUAUUAUUUUUAUUCAAAA